AUGGUUGAAGGAACUAGAUUGAAAGUUAUGGAUGAUAAACUGGUCAGGCACGAGGAGGUUCUGAACGAGGUGGUGACCACUCAGGAAACACUCCGCAAUACUCAAACUGGCAUACAAGGCACAUUGGAGUUGAUACUUGAAAGACUAACUAAUUUGGAGAGGGUUCCACAAAGGGCACAAGGCGAGAGACCUCAAGGUGAUGGAUUAUUACCCAUGCCAGGCCAAGAGAUGAGACAACUUCGACCUCAAACAGUGCAAACUCCUGCGCCUAAAUGGGAGUUACCCUAUUUCGAAGGCCAUGAACCUAAAGGAUGGAUUCGAAAAUGCGAGAGAUACUUUAACUUGUAUAAGACGCCGGAGAAUCUGAAGGUAGAGGCAGCUGCUCUCUAUUUGAAUGGACUGGCAGAUGCUAGGCUACAAGAAAAGGCUAUUGAGGCUGCCCUUAAGUGCACAAAGACAAUGGCUAAAUCAUUCCAGAACACUAUUAGUUCUAGCAUCAAUAAGGCACCUGUGACAACUACAGUCAAGCCAACUUCAUUUAGGCUCAGUCCUGAGGUUUAUGAGUACAGGAAGAAUAAUCACUUGUGUUAUAAAUGUGGGGAGAAGUAUGCCCCAGGCCACCAAUGUAAGAAGAAGCAAUUGAACAGUAUGAUAGGAGCAGCAAAAGUUCCUAUUGAGAAUGCUGAAAUAGAAGAAGAACAAGACUCUACAGGGUUGAUUAUUGAAGGGGAUAUGGAGCAGGAAGUUAUAGAAGCAGUAUGUUUAAAUGCUCUAUCGGGUGAUAACAAGGGGGUGAAUAUCAUAUUGGUACGAGGGACUAUAGGCAACAGGAAAUUGACAGUGUUGAUUGACUCAGGAAGCACUCACAGUUUCAUCGAUGCCACCACAGUCAAGGAGUCAGGAUUCCAAGCUCAGCCCUGCCCACCUGUGAGAGUGACGGUUGCUGAUGGGAAUUAUGUCAUGUGUAUUGCCAUUUGCAUGAAAUACCAGUGGAAGAUGCAGGGUCGACCAUUCCAAGAGAAUCUAUUCAUUAUUCCAUUAGGGGGCUGCAACAUGGUCAUGGGAAAUGAUUGGAUGAAGAAGCACAAUCCAACUACAUUUGAUCAUGAGAAGAUGUGUGUUACUAUUGGCAAAAAGGGUAACAAAUUGGUGCUACAAGGCAUCACUGAAGAAGGAAAGCUAACUAUGAUCACUAGUGGAACCAUGGGAAAAAUGCUAAGGAAAGGUCAGGCUCUAUUAGCCCACCUAUUUAUGAUGAAUGCUGUAAAUGCUGGAGAGCAGGAGGCAGUAGGGGAAGCCAUUGAAGAGGUACUGCAGCAGUAUUCAGAUGUCUUUGCUGAGCCAAAAACCUUGCCUCCUGUCAGAUCAUUAGACCAUAGCAUACCCUUGAAACCAGGAGCAAUACCAAUCAGUUUGAGACCCUACAGAUACAACUAUUACCAAAAAGAGGAACUAGAAAGGCAGGUUAAGGAGAUGCUCACUAAUGGCAUCAUACAGCAUAGUCAAUCCCCCUUCUCUUCUCCAGCCUUACUUGUCAAAAAGAAGGACGGAUCAUGGAGAUUCUGUGUGGACUAUAGAGGGUUGAAUGAUAUCACAAUCAAGGAUAAAUAUCCCAUUCCCAUUGUGGAUGAUCUAUUGGAUGAGUUGAGUGGAUCUAUGAUGUUUUCAAAGGUAGAUUUGAGGGCUGGUUACCAUCAAAUCAGGAUGAAGGUGGAGGAUGUGUACAAGACUGCUUUCAGAACUCACAUGGGCCACUAUGAGUUCAGGGUGAUGCCCUUUGGGCUAACAAAUGCUCCAGCCACUUUCCAAGCCUUAAUGAACCAGGUUUUCCAACCCUUCCUCAGGAAAUUUGUGUUAGUUUUCUUUGAUGACAUAUUGGUAUAUAGCCUAUCUGAGAAGGAACAUGUAGCUCACCUAAGUGCAGUGUUUGACAUCUUAAGAAAACAUUCCUUGUUUGCAAAAAGAUCUAAAUGUUCAUUUGGUCAAUCUAAGGUUGAAUAUCUGGGGCAUAUCAUAACUGUGGAAGGGGUGUCAACUGAUCCUUCCAAGAUCAAGGCCAUGACUGACUGGCCUACCCCCAACUCUGUGAAAGCCUUAAGGGGAUUCUUGGGACUGACUGGGUAUUACAGGAAGUAUGUUGCCAACUAUGGCACCAUUUGCAGGCCCUUAACUGAAUUACUAAGAAAGGAUGCUUUUAAAUGGGAUGGGGAAGCAGACUUAGCAUUUGAGAAAUUGAAGAAGCCUAUGUUCUCUACACCUGUACUUGCACUACCUGAUUACAGUAAAGAUUUCAUAGUAGAGACUGAUGCCAGUCAAAUGGUCAUUGGAGCUGUACUAAUGCAGGAAGGUAGGCCCAUAGCUUAUUUUUAG
Molecule: messenger RNA, 2370 nt
Organism: Nicotiana attenuata
Lineage: Eukaryota; Viridiplantae; Streptophyta; Magnoliopsida; Solanales; Solanaceae
Exons: 2
Coding region: 1-2370 (789 amino acids)
Biological process (GO): proteolysis
Molecular function (GO): aspartic-type endopeptidase activity
Source: RefSeq, a predicted model, not a curated record